This is a messenger RNA of Maylandia zebra (zebra mbuna), 1199 nucleotides long. RefSeq names its product visual system homeobox 2. The record is from RefSeq and is a predicted model, not a curated record. NCBI's taxonomy places the organism in Eukaryota, Metazoa, Chordata, Actinopteri, Cichliformes, Cichlidae. Gene Ontology annotation, biological process: regulation of DNA-templated transcription. Gene Ontology annotation, molecular function: sequence-specific double-stranded DNA binding; DNA-binding transcription factor activity, RNA polymerase II-specific.
UUAGCUUUGAUCUGAGAUGGAAGAAUCCCAUCAGGGCUUGACUACUGACUACAUACUUUACAGCUGUGGAAGCCAUAAACCUACAUCUGUUUAGAUGUCAUGUGACUGGGAAAAGAGGGGAAGAUGAUUGGAGGGGAAGGGAAGAAAGCUAAGGUGAGCCCACCUCCACCGCUCAAGUCUUACCUUUCCUCUUCAGGCAACACCUUGUACCUGGGCUGAGCACCUCAGCAGCAAACAGCAGCUCUGACAACCAAGUGGAUGCAUCUGCUGGACAAUCGUAGCUCUUUAAUUUUCUCUUCUAUUUGUACCCUGGACCUUGGAAUGCAUUUUACAUUUCUACCAGCAAACCUCUAGAAGUCAACCAGACCCUUUUCAGUGGACUGACGUUAAAUAUUGGACUUGGACAUGUUUGGCACAGGGCAGCUGGUAUCCUCUCUCCUUCCUGCAGUUUUCCAUUCACCUGCAGCUCAUUUUUUUCCUGCCUUCCCAGCCAGACUGGGCUCUCAACCUCAGUUCCUGAUCCCGGGGCCUUUUAUCAGCUACGAAUCCCUGAGGAAUUAUCUGCAGCCAGAGCUAUGCAAGGAAGCUUUGCUAAUGGCCACACAGGCGGUCAGGAUUGGGCCACUCACAGAGAGCAUAGAUGAACAGAGGCCAGUGAAGCAGCGUCGUGCACGGGCCAACUACAGCAGCUGGCAGCUGGAGGAGCUGGAGAAGGCGUUCGAGACCACCCACUACCCGGACAUCUUCAUGAGGGAAGCCCUGGCCCUCAGACUGGACCUUAUUGAGGCCAGAGUCCAGGUUUGGUUUCAAAACCGCCGUGCAAAAAUGAGACGGCAACUGAAACUCCAGGGCCAGUGUCCAGGGCCUUAUGUGAAAAGGGACAACGAUGAAACAUCUCCAAAAGCGAGCAAGAGUUUAAAACACGCAGAGAGAUCGGACGGUGAGCACUGGGAGAAACAACAGGAAGCUGAAGGUUAUCCAUGGACAACCCAGAAGUUGGGGAAGUGGGAGAGGCCGGAGGGGCCGAGCUCAGAGGAGCUCCGCUCCUGCAGCAUUGCUAAGCUGCGGGCCAAAGCCAGAGAGCACGAGGCUGAGAUCCAAGGCAAUGUAAGCAUGUCAGGAGGCACCAAACAGUCACAAACACAGGAAACUGAUGCCACGCACAAUGACUGAUCAUUUUCAAUCUUCCUGUUUAUACA